AUGUCCUCUGUUUUGCAGAAGCGUCGUGGUGCCAAGUCGGCCACGCCAACGACAGCGAGAAGGUCAGACUCCUUUGACGACGACGAUGUGUCCAGAGACAGAACCCCAGACCACAAGAUUGGUGUGGACGACAGAGACAUUGUGGAUCGUCGUGCUUUGAAGGUGCCUUUUUUGACACUUAUGGAGGAAGUGUUGUUGAUGGGGCUCAAGGACAAGGAGGGUUACUUGUCAUUCUGGAAUGAUAACAUCUCCUAUGCCCUCCGUGGAUGCAUCUUAUUGGAAUUGACCUUUAGAGGGAAGAUCACGUUAGUCAAUGACCCUGCCAGACGUAGAUUUGAACUUAGCGAUCGUUUAGUGGAGGUUAUUGACACGGAUCCAACCGGUGAAGUCUUGUUGGACGAGGCACUUAAAAUAAUGAAGAAUGACGAGGGCCACUUGUCUGUAUCCAACUGGAUCGACUUGUUGUCUGGUGAAACUUGGAACUUAAUGAAAAUCUCUUACCAAUUGAAGCAAGUCAGAGAAAGACUAGCCAAGGGUUUGGUCGAUAAAGGUGUUUUGAGAACGGAACGCAAGAACUUCUUCCUAUUCGACAUGGCUACCCAUCCUGUCGCUGAUAAAAUGUCAAAGGAGCACAUUAGAAACAGAGUGUUGAACAUUUUGACGCAAAAAACGGUGGACUUAGACUCCUUGAGCAACGAUCACUUCCCUGCUGAUACUUCUUUACGCUACUUGAGGACAAUCGCUUUAGUAUGUGGCGCAUAUGCUGCUAACGUCUUGGAAAACGUCUUGAUGUCCUUGAACUACGACAAAAGAGACCAUGCCUUCUCUCGCGCUGAUGAGUUGUUGAACGACUACAGCGACUACCCUUUCAAUCUCAAGGGUGGUCCAAGCCCCUUGGGUAUCAGCACCAACCUACCAUCGGAGGUUAACAAAGAGAUUGAGCAGAGCACAGCUUCAGAAUUGCAAUUGGAGUUGGUUGCUGCAGUUUUGAGUGUAUUUGCAAGGAUGGACUCUAUUUUGUGA
Messenger RNA from Candidozyma haemuli, 1023 nucleotides. RefSeq lists its product as uncharacterized. Gene Ontology annotation, cellular component: Golgi cisterna; cytosol; trans-Golgi network. Bases 1 to 1023 code for a protein of 340 amino acids. Gene Ontology annotation, molecular function: phosphatidylinositol-4-phosphate binding. NCBI's taxonomy places the organism in Eukaryota, Fungi, Ascomycota, Pichiomycetes, Serinales, Metschnikowiaceae. The record is from RefSeq and is a predicted model, not a curated record. Gene Ontology annotation, biological process: Golgi organization; retrograde vesicle-mediated transport, Golgi to endoplasmic reticulum; Golgi to plasma membrane protein transport. The transcript has a single exon.